AAACCGAUUGAGCGAGCGAGUAUUUGAACGUUUUUCACAUCACGCCCGUGUCGUUGUGCGUUUCUAAACGCACCCGGCAGGCACCAUGUUCCUCCCUCGAGUUCUUCAGCGCUGGUUCUCGCAACUCUCGACUGCAACCAGUGUCUCUAUCUAGACCGACAACUAUCUCUCUCUAGGUUUUCUCUGCAAGUGGCUCUUCUUGUCUCCCUUGCAGAUUUCCUCGCCCCUUUUCCCGUUUCUCUUUUCAACGGGCGGAGCUCUAUUCAUAUUCACCGUACAAAGCCACAAGGCUAAUUUUUGGUGAGGUGAAGUGCAUUUCCGAUAUUAACGAGGAGGCCUUCACGAUCACAGAGGUCCUCUGCAUUUUCAGCUUGCGGAGCAACGGUUCUUGGGAUAGCUCCGCAGCUGGGUUCAUCUGGGACACGAUUGCUAUUGCUUAACCACCCAUUUAUUCCUUCUGUGUAUUACUUGGACAGCUUGCAAACCUCUGCGUGUGCCAAACAUAGCUUGAAGAGAAAUGGAUGGAAAUACUUCUGGCGAAGAUGGGAAUGAUAUUGACUGGAAUACAGAAGAUGAGCUGGAAAUUGAUAACUUCACUUUAUCUUCUUCUUCAAGUCUGACAGUUCCUGGUGGAGAAGCUGUUGUGGGCUGUGGGGAGUCAAGCUCAUCUCCAGGUCCUUCCAAUUCCAAAGUUGUUGAUCAUUUUAUUGGGAUGGGAUUUUCUGGAAAAAUGGUUGCCAAAGCAAUUCAGGAACAUGGAGAGGAGAAUACGGAUUCAAUUCUGGAAACCCUCCUCACAUAUUCGGCUCUUGAAAGUUCUCCUCAAGAACAGCAACAAGUUGAUUGUAAUCACUGUUCUUCUGAUAAUGAAGAGAGUUUUCUGGAUGAUUUUUCAGAUAUGGAUAGCUUUUCUGAUAAUGAGGAAAUCAUAAAUCCUACAUCUGAGAAAGAGAAAAAGAUAUUGUCCUUGGUCAAUAUGGGGUACACGGUAGAGGAGGCUUCAAUAGCAAUAGAAAGAUGUGGUCUUGACUCCACGGUUGUUGAGUUGACUGAUUUCAUAUUUGCUGCUCAGACGGCAAAGGCAGAAGAUGUCAAUUUUCCUCUUGAAGAGAAGCCUAGACCAAAUCAUGCAUACAAGAAGAGGAAACUUCUUGAGUACGAGAUGCUGAAAAAGAAAAGGCAGAUGCGACUUGGGAACCAGACCACAGGUGAAGAUGAUGAGACAGUUCAUCUCCCAAAUCCAAUGGUUGGGUUUGGCAUCCCAUCUGAACCAUGUUUGAAAACACAGAGGAAUCUUCCAGAGGGAGCUAGAGGGCCACCAUAUUUCUACUAUGAGAAUGUGGCACUUGCUCCUAAAGGGGUUUGGACCACUAUAUCCCGCUUCCUGUAUGACGUGCAACCGGAGUUUGUUGACUCCAAGUACUUUUGUGCGGCCGCGAGGAAAAGAGGUUAUGUUCACAAUCUUCCUCUUGAUAAUAGAUUUCCUCUUAUUCCACUUCCUCCAAACACCAUACAUGAGGCAUUUCCCUUGACAAGGAAAUGGUGGCCUUCAUGGGACACACGGACAAAGCUGAACUGCUUGCAAACUUGCAUUGCCAGUGCAAAAUUAACAGAGAGGAUCAGGAAGGCUAUUGAGGAUUAUGAUGGUGAACCACCACUGGGAGUCCAAAAGUAUGUUCUUGAUGAAUGCCGGAAGUGGAAUCUGGUGUGGGUAGGAAGAAACAAGGUCGCCCCACUUGAGCCUGAUGAAGUGGAAAUGCUUUUGGGAUUCCCAAAGAACCACACAAGGGGAAUAAGCAGGACUGACAGAUACAAAUCACUCGGGAAUUCAUUCCAGGUUGAUACCGUGGCAUACCAUCUGUCAGUUUUGAGAGAGAUGUUUCCUAAUGGCAUAAACCUCCUGUCUCUUUUCUCUGGGAUUGGCGGGGCAGAAAUAGCUCUUCACCGGCUUGGUAUCCCUCUGAAGAAUGUCGUGUCGGUAGAGAAAUCUGCAGUGAACAGAAGUGUUGUGAGGAGUUGGUGGGAGCAAACAAACCAGAGAGGGAAUUUGUAUGACCUUGAUGAUGUACAGCAGCUGAAUGGUGACAGCCUGGAGCAUUAUAUGAAUUUAUUUGGUGGUUUUGAUCUUGUAGUUGGUGGGAGUCCAUGUAACAAUCUUGCAGGCAGCAACAGGCAUCAUCGAGAUGGACUCGAGGGUAAAGAAUCUUCGCUCUUCUAUGACUACUUUCGUAUACUAGACUUGGUCAAGUGUAUAAUGUCAAAGAACAAUUGAUUCCAUGUAAAUCAUCUGCUUAAGUAACUUUACGGCAUUGAAACCUCGACAAGCAAGAAAAGAUCUUGCAUUUUAUUUUUUCUCAAGUUUGGAUAUUUGGUUCUGGUA
Prunus persica (peach) is the source of this 2380-nucleotide messenger RNA. RefSeq names its product DNA (cytosine-5)-methyltransferase DRM2. Bases 518 to 2272 code for a protein of 584 amino acids. Gene Ontology annotation, molecular function: DNA (cytosine-5-)-methyltransferase activity. The transcript is spliced from 11 exons. NCBI's taxonomy places the organism in Eukaryota, Viridiplantae, Streptophyta, Magnoliopsida, Rosales, Rosaceae. The record is from RefSeq and is a predicted model, not a curated record. Gene Ontology annotation, cellular component: nucleus.